GCCACAGGAGGCCGCGUGCGCAAGGAGCUGGAGGAGUGCCAGAAGGACUCGCACCUAUCGGGCGUCACGGCUGUACCCGUCAACGCCGCGUCGCUCUCGGAGCUGCGAGGCACGAUCCAGGGCCCGGAGGCGACGCCGUACGAGGGCGGCCACUUUGAGCUCGAGAUCGUCAUCCCUCCCAAAUACCCGUUCGAGCCGCCGCAGAUGCGCUUCAUCACCAAGAUCUGGCACCCCAACAUCUCGUCGCAGACGGGGGCCAUCUGCCUGGACAUCCUCAAGGAUGCGUGGUCGCCGGCGCUGACCAUCAAGACGGCGCUGCUGUCCAUCCAGGCGCUGCUCUCGGCGGCGGAGCCCACGGACCCGCAGGACGCAGAGGUGGCCAAGAUGUACCUGCACGACCACGAGCAGUUCCUGAGCACGGCGCGCUUCUGGACCGAGAGCUACGCCAGGCAGACGGACACAGGCGACGAUGCCGCGCUCUCCAGGCUCAUUGACAUGGCCUUCCCCGCGGACAAGGCGAAGGCUGCGCUGCUGGCAGCUAACGGCGACGAGAACGCUGCGAUUGAGAAAUUGGUCAGCAGCAUGUAG
Molecule: messenger RNA, 588 nt
Organism: Phytophthora sojae
Lineage: Eukaryota; Oomycota; Peronosporomycetes; Peronosporales; Peronosporaceae
Exons: 4
Molecular function (GO): protein binding
Source: RefSeq, a predicted model, not a curated record